This is a messenger RNA of Zalophus californianus (California sea lion), 258 nucleotides long. RefSeq names its product small ubiquitin-related modifier 2-like. Gene Ontology annotation, molecular function: ubiquitin-like protein ligase binding; protein tag activity. Gene Ontology annotation, cellular component: nucleus. The coding region runs from base 1 to 243 and encodes 80 amino acids. The record is from RefSeq and is a predicted model, not a curated record. Lineage: Eukaryota; Metazoa; Chordata; Mammalia; Carnivora; Otariidae. Gene Ontology annotation, biological process: protein sumoylation. The transcript has a single exon.
AUGGCCAACGAAAAGCCCAAGGAAGGAGUCAAGACUGAGAAGAACAAUCAUAUUAAUUUGAAGGUGGCGGGGCAGGAUGGUUCUGUGGUGCAGUUUAAGAUUAAGAGCCAUACACCACUUAGUAAACUAAUGAAAGCCUAUUGUGAACGACAGGGUUUGUCAAUGAGGCAGAUCAGAUUCCGAUUUGAUGGGCAGCCAAUCAAUGAAACAGACACACCUGCACAGUUGGAAAUGGGACAAUGAAGAUACAACUGAUGU